Molecule: messenger RNA, 502 nt
Organism: Populus euphratica (Euphrates poplar)
Lineage: Eukaryota; Viridiplantae; Streptophyta; Magnoliopsida; Malpighiales; Salicaceae
Exons: 2
Coding region: 69-437 (122 amino acids)
Source: RefSeq, a predicted model, not a curated record
CCCAAGGCUGUGAAGAACACUGAAUAGCUCAUGCAACCUCUUCCUCUCCCUCCCUCCCUCCCAAAAUAAUGGAUAAAAGGAUCAUAAUAAAUGAUAUCGUGGGAUUACAAAAUCUAUCCCAAAGAGCAGUAGUUGCCAUGAGAAGGAAUGACAAGAAGAGUAUCCACUUGCCGCCGGUCAGAGGAAGGAUUAAACCCAAGAUUUUUAGCCUUGUUUACAAAAAACUGAAGCUUGCUGGCCAUAAUGCCUCCACCUUAUCUUCUGAUCAAGACCUGCAGCCAGAGUUAGCCAUGCCUCUUUCAUUUCCGUUAAGUUGGAACUAUCAUAACAGUUCUCUUUCGAUCAGAGAGUUGGUCAAGAAGCACGACAUAUUCAUGAACAAAGAGUUCAGAGAGACACCGGGAAAGGGAAAAGGCGCCGGCAGUGUUUUCGUAUGAUAUGUGUGUCCAUGUAAGAAAUGAUAGCAAUACUUUCCAAUCCAAUCUACAGGUUUGCUUUGUUA